CCACCAAUUUUCUUUUGUGGUGUCAGCCAUGGGGGAGGUGAAUCGCAAGUUCGCCUCCCUCCGGCAGGAGCUGGUAGCCAACCUGAUCAGGAGCCCUUCGGAGCAGAGCCCCGAGCUUGUGCAGCACCUGGUGCAGCUGUCAAUGCCCCCUGCCCAGAAGUACCUGGAGAUAGAUGCCAAGGGCAUUUUGCAAGCCAACAUCAAGGAGCAGGUGAGGAAUGCCGCUGAGCUGCCGACCCCUCCCCAGCUCCAGGUGGACCUGCGCCUGAUAUCCACCGCCUUCAACAUUCUGGAGAAAUAUGGCCGCAACCUUUUGCAUCCCAACAAACCCCAUUUCUGGCGAACGGUCAAAUUCAAUAACCCCGUCUUCCGGGACACGGUGGACACCAUCCAGGGCGGGCGGGACGUCCUCCGGCUGUACGGCUACUCUGAAGAAAAGGCGGAUGGGCUCCACUUCCCGGACCACCAGCUAGAGCCAAACAUUCCCCAGGUGGCUUCCGUCACAGUGGAUGUGAUGAUGCUCCACACGGAGCUGAACCUUCUCCUAUCGAAUGCUCAUCCCAACCCUCAGGCGUUCCAAGAAUUGAUGCAGAGAGAGCACAGCUUACAGGUCAACAUCGCUGCAGACGCCAUGUCACUGAACCCAUUUUCGGCCAUCUCUCACGCAGGGAACCUGCCUCCAGACACCUGCCUGCUUUGUGGUUUGGAAGCUCCGUCUCAGCACUGUUCAGCUUGCAAUCAGAGUUUGUGUCCCAACUGCGACUGGCUGUUUCACAAACACCCUUCCCGGUCGCAUCACCACCGAGUGCCCUUGAAAAAUCAAGCGUGGCAGAAGCCCCCCCCACCGCCUCCCCCCAGCCUGUCCAGCAUCCCCUCCGAUACUGCUUCCCUGCGGUCUCCCCCGGCCUGCCACAGCCUCCCCAGCCCACGGCCCCCGUGGCGUUGUGCGGCCUGCCAGAAGAACAACGAUGCCCGCUCCGUCCUGUGCAUGGGCUGCGACCGGCCCCGGGGGUGCAAGACGCCCCAGAACCCCAGCCCGGAAGAGGAGCUGAGCAGCCUGGGGCAGCUGGCCAGAGGGCGCUGGUCGUGCCAGACCUGCACAUUUCAGAACGAGGCGGCUACUGUCCUGUGCGCUGUCUGCGAGAGGCCGCGCCUGGCCGGGAGACCAGGCACCGGUGAUGCCAAGCCUCUCAUAGCCUGGGGGGAGGAGAGCAGACCCCAGCAGGAAGAUGUCCCCAGCUGGCAGUGCGAACACUGCACUUUCCGGAACAGCGUCCGCGGCCGGAUAUGUGAGAUGUGCAACUGCACCAGCCUGCACAGCAACCCCCAGCCGCCCUCCCAGGUGGAGAAGGAGGAGGUGGGGAGGCUGAAGAGAGAGGUGGUGGAAGCCCCUGCAGAACCCAAGGGGCUGUGGAAAGCCCCACCCGUCUUGCCGGAGGACGCGGAGCAUCAGCGGCAGGAGAAGCUGCGGGAGGAUGGGCAGAAGCUGGUCGCCAUGGUCAGGGAGGCUGAAAGCGUGGGGGUGGCCCCCGAGAUGGUGGCAGCCGCCUUGUGCUACUCGGGAGCUGAGCUGCCCCUGGCGUGGCUGAAUUCGGAGCUCCCCUGCGUCCUGGAAGGCAUGGCAGAACUGGCCACGCAGCAAGGGGAGAAGGAAGCCGGCGGCGGGCUGGGUGCCAUCACACUCCAGGAAGUCCAAACUGCGUGGGUGGCGAGCCGGGGGGACGUGGACGAAGCCAUCAGCCGAUGCCUCAGUGCCCGCCGCAGCAAGGUGCGGGAGCUGAAGGCUCUGGGCUUCGAAGAGCGGGGCCCCGUCUUGCAGGCCCUGUACCAGAACAAUGGUGACCUGUGGCGUGCGCUGGUGCAGCUGCAGCGGGCCCGCUUGGUCCCUUUCCAUCAGCGGCUUUGGGAGAGCGAAGACCCCCCCGUGGACUUCUGCAGCCCCGACCGGCAGGCCCUGCUGCGCCGUCUCCUGGCCUCCCUCUCUCUGCCCAGCUGGGGCCGGGCCGAGCUGGUGGUCUCCCUGAUGCUCGAGCAGCCCGACGAAGGCUGGGAGCUGGCGGACAUUGUGGAAGCCGUCAAGGCCUCGCCCAGCCGCGACUUCAUCAAGCGCUUGCUCAGCUGGGAGUGCGCCGUGUGCAGCCUGGCCUUGCCGCGCAACAAGAUGCAGUCGCUGACGUCGUGCGAAUGCACAAUUUGUCCAGAAUGCUUUGCCCUGCACUUCACGAUUGCCGUGAAGGAGAAACACAUCACGGACCUGGUGUGCCCGGCUUGCUCUGAGCCAGAGAUCAGCGAUGAGACAGAACUUCUCAACUAUUUCUCCACCCUUGAUAUCCAGUUGCGCAGUUGCCUGGAUCAAGAGACGUACGAACUCUUCCACAAGAAGCUGACGGAACACGUGCUCAUGCAGGACCCCAAGUUUCAGUGGUGCACACAUUGCUCUUUUGGCUUCAUCUACGAAUCGGAGCAGCUGGAAGCCAAGUGCCCACAGUGCCGCAAAAGUUUCUGUGUCCAGUGCAAGCGUCAGUGGGAACCCCAGCAUCAGGGGCUCGGCUGUGAAGGGUUUCUGGAAUGGAAGCGAACCAACGACCCCGAAUACCAGGCUCAGGGCUUGGCGGUCUAUCUCCAGGAGAAUGGGAUCGCUUGUCCAAAAUGCAAGUUCUCGUAUGCGCUGGCUCGAGGGGGGUGCAUGCAUUUCCAGUGCUCCCAAUGCAGACAUCAUUUCUGCAGUGGCUGCUAUGGCACCUUUUACGCCUCGAAUAAAUGCCCGAUAGCCCACUGCCCAAUCCGGCGGUCCCUCCACGGGCACCAUCCGCGCGACUGCCUUUUCUACCUGCGGGACUGGUCUGUGCCCCGUCUGCAGCGCCUCCUACAGGAUAACAAUGUGGCCUUCAACACAGACCCCCCAGCGGGGACCCGUGCCACCCCUGGAGGCGGAUGCCGAGUCAUGGAGCAGAAGGAAACCAUGGCAGGGCUGAAGGAUGAGCCAUGUGGGAAAGAGACGCCAGCUGAAUACGCUGGCCUUUGCGAGGCACACUACAAGGAAUACCUGGUCAGUCUCAUCAACAGCCAGGCCCUGGACCCCGCCGUCCUCUACACCUUGCAAGAAGUGGAGAUCGUCUGCCGGCGACACCUCACCGCCGCUCAGCUGCUCCCCCAGGGACCGGCAGAGGAUGAGGAAGCCUACCGUGGGCGCUUGGUCCAGAUUCUGAGAGAUGAGGUUCCUCUCGGCUUGGAAAUCCCACGAAGGCGGAAGUAGACUUAGGAAAUCACCUGGGUGGAGAAAAGGAGAAGGUGUGAUCGUCUGCCGCAUGGAUGGAGAAGAGAAACGGAGAAGAAGAAAUGUGUUUUCAGAGGUCUCAUUUCAGAUGGAUGGUUCAAGUUGCGGGUUCCUAAGAUGCAGUCUUAAAGCCCUCUCUGGGUUGGGUUUAAGGGUUGUGUUGUUGUACAUCCUGUUUCUUCUUGUGUGAUACACACCCAGAUGUCUCCUCAUUGGGAGCACUUAGAAGGAGGUGAUGGAGAAAGCAAAGGAUUUUAGAUUUCCCGUAAGGCUGUUCAGCAAGUUUUUGAUUUUAUUCUUAAAACUGUAUCCAGAUUUUGCAGUGGGGGGGGGUAGAAUUACUGGUGGGUGGAUGUGUGAAUGAAAAGGAUGCUAUGCUUAAACUGAAAGUUUCUUGUUCCCGUUCUAGAUCUAUCCUGCUACUUUAAUUCAAUUUGUUCUUCCAGCCUGCAUGCCUCCUGGGAAAUGCAUUGGUCUGAAUAAAAUUUAUUUUGAUAAACAUGA
Messenger RNA from Candoia aspera, 3781 nucleotides. RefSeq names its product ring finger protein 31 (gene RNF31). Gene Ontology annotation, molecular function: K63-linked polyubiquitin modification-dependent protein binding; ubiquitin protein ligase activity; linear polyubiquitin binding. Lineage: Eukaryota; Metazoa; Chordata; Lepidosauria; Squamata; Candoiidae. Gene Ontology annotation, cellular component: LUBAC complex. Bases 29 to 3256 code for a protein of 1075 amino acids. The transcript is spliced from 21 exons. Gene Ontology annotation, biological process: protein linear polyubiquitination. The record is from RefSeq and is a predicted model, not a curated record.